AUGCCAUUCACAUCCACUGACCGUGACAACAGCAUCCCGCCUGUCGUGUCCAAGGGCUACCAGGCCAAGGGCAGCUACCAAACUAUCAAUGGCCUGAAGACAUACGUCACCGGCCCCGCGACUGCCACCAAGGCCAUCCUGGUCGUCUACGACAUCUUCGGCUUCUUUGACCAAACCAUCCAAGGCGCCGACAUCCUCGCCACCUCCAACGACCAGAAAUACCGCUCCCGCCGACAUCUCCUGGUACCCCCCCCCACUACCGACGAGCACAAGCAAAAGCUGGGCAACUUCUUCCAGACCCAGGCUGCCCCUCCUAAAACCCUCUCCAAGAUCCCCGACAUCGUCAAGGAGGCCAACCAGGCCGCCCCCGGCGGAACCUUCCAAUCCUGGUCCAUCCUGGGCUUCUGCUGGGGCGGAAAGAUCGCGGCCCUCUCCGCUGGCGCCGAUAACAAGAUCUUCAAAGCGGCGGCACAGUGCCAUCCCGCAAUGGUCGAUCCCAAUGAUGCCAAGACCAUCAAUGUGCCUUUCGCCUGUCUGGCGUCCAAGGACGAACCGGCCGAUGACGUGAAGGCCUUCAAGGCGAACCUGACGGUGCCCAACCAUGUGGAGACAUUCUCGACGCAGAUUCACGGCUGGAUGGCCGCUCGUUCUGAUCUGGAAGAUCCCGAGGUUGUCAAGGAGUAUGAGCGUGGGUACAAGACGGUGCUGGACUUUUUCCACAGCCACGCUUAA
This is a messenger RNA of Penicillium cosmopolitanum, 732 nucleotides long. Its product is annotated as dienelactone hydrolase family protein. Lineage: Eukaryota; Fungi; Ascomycota; Eurotiomycetes; Eurotiales; Aspergillaceae. The record is from RefSeq and is a predicted model, not a curated record. Gene Ontology annotation, molecular function: hydrolase activity. The transcript is spliced from 4 exons. The coding region runs from base 1 to 732 and encodes 243 amino acids.